Messenger RNA from Arachis duranensis, 1216 nucleotides. Its product is annotated as E3 ubiquitin-protein ligase AIRP2. Gene Ontology annotation, cellular component: cytosol. The transcript is spliced from 5 exons. Gene Ontology annotation, biological process: protein ubiquitination. Gene Ontology annotation, molecular function: ubiquitin protein ligase activity. Lineage: Eukaryota; Viridiplantae; Streptophyta; Magnoliopsida; Fabales; Fabaceae. The coding region runs from base 234 to 962 and encodes 242 amino acids. The record is from RefSeq and is a predicted model, not a curated record.
AAUCUCCCACUACCUUUUUUUUUCCUUCUUCUCUUUCAUUCACUCUCGUUCAUUCUAUUCCUUUGUUCUCUCCUCAAACAAAUUGAUUAUUGCUUCUAGGAGCGAGGAACAACAACCACCGCUCUUUGAAUCGAAAUUUCAUCAUGGGUUUUAUUCUCUUCUGAGGAAAAAAGUGACAAAAUUUCUGAAUGAUUCUAUUGUAAAUAGGAUAAGGAAGAAGAAGAAGAAGAAGAAUGGGAAAGUCUUUCAAGGAUUCACUCAAAGCACUUGAAGCUGACAUACACUUUGCAAAUACUCUAGCUUCUGAUUAUCCGAGAGAAUAUGAUGGCGCCACCUUACAAAUGAGAUUGUCUUUUAGCCCCGCUGCCCAGUUUUUCCUUUUCUUAGUCCAGUGGACCGAUUGUCAGCUCGCCGGGGCUUUAGGAUUGCUAAGAAUUCUCAUAUACAAGACAUACGAAGAUGGAAAGACAACCAUGUCCAUUUAUGAAAGAAAAGCCAGUUUGAAGGAGUUCUAUGGGGUGAUAUUUCCUUCUUUAUUACAACUUCAGAGAGGAAUCACUGAUGUAGAAGACAGGAAACAAAAAGAUAUAUGCGCUACGAAGUAUAGGCUGAGAGAUUCGGCAGGAAAAGGAAAAUUAUCCGAGAUUGAUAUCGAGAGAGAGGAAGAAUGUGGUAUUUGCUUGGAAGUAAACAGCAUGGUUGUGUUGCCGAAUUGCUACCAUUCGAUGUGUAUGAAAUGCUACCGAGACUGGCACGCGCGAUCGGCAUCUUGCCCUUUCUGCCGGGAUAGCCUUAAAAGAGUGAACUCCGGCGACCUUUGGAUAUAUAUGAGCAACAAGGAAAUAGAUGACUUGGCUUCAAUCAACAAGGAGAACUUAAAGAGGCUGUUUAUGUACAUUGAUAAGUUACCUCUAGUUGUGCCAGCUCCUAUGUUCAUGACUUAUCCUCCACAUCGUUUCUGAUUGAAAUCCAUUUCAUAGUUUCAGAUUUUGAUUAGUAAUAUUUUUGGCUGUGAUGGAAUUUUCCAAACUGUAAAUACAUGCUUACCUUCGUAUAGUUAAAUAACAUUUUCACUCCAUUCAAAUUAUGAGCAGUGUAGGUCGAAAAGUCCUCUUAGAUUCAUUUAUGUUGAGAUAUGUGUAUUUGUAUAUCCCUAGGAACUGCAGAUGAAGUUCACUUCUUACACACAAUUCAAAGUUAUUGUAGAUAUUGAUCA